Molecule: messenger RNA, 254 nt
Organism: Racocetra persica
Lineage: Eukaryota; Fungi; Glomeromycota; Glomeromycetes; Diversisporales; Gigasporaceae
Source: the annotation of a GenBank genome assembly
UCUUCUCGAAAAUAUUCGUCGUGCUCGCCAUAAUGGCAACAAUGCUCUAUAUGAGGCCUUAGAGGUGGUCCAAAAUGAAAAUAGAUGCUUAAUGCGGUUGGUGGCCUCUCAAAGAAGAAGAAUUCAGAGUUUGGAGACAGAGUUGAUAGAGUUGAGGGCUAAUGCGGUUUCAAGAGUGCAGGACAGGUUAGCAAAUGAUGAGGAGGAAUUAAGAAGGUUAAGGGUGGAGGAAAGAAGAAGGGAGGGAAAUAAUA